Exophiala bonariae is the source of this 975-nucleotide messenger RNA. RefSeq lists its product as uncharacterized. Bases 1 to 975 code for a protein of 324 amino acids. The record is from RefSeq and is a predicted model, not a curated record. Lineage: Eukaryota; Fungi; Ascomycota; Eurotiomycetes; Chaetothyriales; Herpotrichiellaceae. The transcript has a single exon.
AUGUCUUCCGCAGAUGACGAUUCAUCUACCCCGUCCAUUUCACCAUCUAUCAUCGUGGGAAUUGUGAUCCUAUCCGCCGCUGUCGUAGUCAUCAUUGCUGCCAGUGUGUUCCGGUUCUACUCCCGCAGUGGAAACAAAAACGCCUUCGAUGACAACAACAGCGAUUUGGAUCUCUUCAACCCGAACCAAGUACGUCCGGCCAGUCAGGUGGCACGCAUGAAGGAAGUGCGCUGGAUCAACAACAUGUAUGCGUGGGAACGGGGCAGACAGGCGAGACUGGAGAUUGGAGAACUCAGACCUACCACCAUGUUCGGAGGAAAUCGACAGGGUGAAGCAAGAGUCUGGGAUGAAUGGAGUGUCUGCAAGAAUCGGGAGGUGAAUUCAUUCCCAUUUCUUACUUGUCUAGCAAGAACUGACAAAAACCAGUCCACCAUGGCUCAUCAGGCAGGUGACCACAGCAACGCCUCACAGUUUUACAACGUCGACGAUUUAUAUGCACAGGCUUCUCACCAACGCCUCAGCCAAGCCACGUCAGUCCUACUCCCACCUCAACCGGGCUUCUUCCAUGCGAACCAAGGCCGCCGUGACUCACGACUGCGCUUCUCGGAAGUCCCACCAUCAAGCCUGGCUCCACAUCAAGAACAUCGAGGUCCAAUCAUGGUUCCGAUUAACGAACAAGGAGGUCGAAUGGCAAGACAUGACGAAGAUAUCAAUACCGACAUUGCCGUCGUCGAUGAUAGUCCCACUCCUAGACCCAGCGGUAUCAACAACAACACCAACCAACGUGAGCAUAUCAUGGAAGAUCUAGCAGCUGGUCUUGGAGUCGGCCUCGGAUUUGGACAUGGCUCUGGAUAUGGAUUUGGUUAUGGCGCAGACAACAGCAACGGAAAUCACGAAGCGAUGCAGAACAAUCAGAGAGUGAAUGGAAUGCGCGUGCCGACUAUGGUCUUGGCUCCACCACCAGUACGGAGAUAA